GCCGCGAGUUGUUUUGUCUGACAACUUUUUCAUUGUCAGCACAAAAUAGACUACGAGAGCCUACGACAUCUAGAGCGAAAAUAGCAACACAUUGGCGACCCCAACAGCUGUAGCCUACUACGCUACAGGGACAUUUAACUUGCAAGGCCAGGUCAGCAUCAGCCAGAGGGCGCUCAGUUUCAGAGGAUUUGCUUUUGGAGAGAGAAUCACGCAGUAUGUGAUUUGAGAGGAAUCCGAGAAACAGAGGUCGUUUAUAAUCGCAAUGGAAUCAAAUUAUGUUGUUUGAGUCACUUGCACUUGACUGGCUGAGUGCACAGCUAGGCUACUUAAUCGCGGUCUAACAGAGAAAGCGGGCUGCUGAUGGUUAAAGUUUGAGCCCAAUCAAAUCAUAGUCCAGACGAGGAGACAAAAAAGAGAAGAUCGUUGAAGAGGAUAAAAGCGUCUGGAAACCCUGUAUUGUAUUGUAUUUUCUUUGAACAGAUUCUGUUCACUUAAUUCAUUUUUGGUGAACAGUUCCCUGGUGUUUUUGUUGCAGUUGGGAGGAGGCACAUCGGAGAAAAAACGUGAUUUAUUUUGUUUCCAUGUAAGUAUUAGGCUAUUUUCGUCAUCACAGAAUAAGUGUUUUAAGUAAUUCGGCAUAAUCAGGGUUUUUCAUAGAAUGUAAUAAAAAAUAAUUGACUAGACCACACUCUCGCCUCUCCUUUGUUUACCGUAGGACAGCCUAUAGACCCCCAUGUGCACGACAUGCACAAGAAACAACUCCUAAACAACCCUUUAAACUUUAAAGUUACCUUUUUAAGACCGAAUAAUAUUGGUUAAUCGCGUUGUUGUUGUUUUCAUAAAUUUGUCGUGAACUCUACAGUUGAAUGACCGAGCCCACAGCAGUCAGACCUGUUUCUAUUGGCAGUGACCCAAUCUGGUAGAUUUGCAUCUGCCAGAUUUUUACAUUUGCAUAAUCCCUAACCAGGCACAAAAAUAUUUAAUUUUAUGCAUUCGUUUUAUUUAUUUAUUUCCCCCUGUAAAUGAUGUAUAACUCCUUCAUAAACCAUACUCUCCUUCAUGCUAUAUCCACAUAUCUAUGUGCUGAGAGCUCAUAUUUUACUAAGGAGGCUAAUUUUAGUAAAGAAAAAAGGGUUUGAUUACAUCCCUCUGCUUCCUACAACUGACAUCUGUUACUGGUUGAGGUAUCAUUGCCUCUGAAAAUAGCAGCAAACAGGAAAUUGCUCACACACUGAAGGUAAGUCUGGCAAUUAAAUGUGACCUGUAUUAACUGACUGGCAAAUGGCAGUGCAUGAGUGACGAUGUGCCAAGAGGAGAUUGUCUUUGCCAAUUCAGGAAAAGUUAGUGGUCAGACUGAGAAGAAAUAGCGUCUGCCAUUUGAGAGGGACUCAAUCAGAAUGUGUAUAGAGUUGUACAGUGAAAUCGUGGCCCUUUUAUGCAGAAACAGACUGGUCUGUCUAGCACCCAGGCUAGAGUAAACCCAGUGCAGGAGCCAGUAUCCAUAUACUCAGCUAGAGUAUGUUCUCAAGUUUGUCACUGUCAUCUUAUUAUGGGGGUGGUGGUGAUGAUGAGGAAGUCAUGCGUGUCGAUGUCUUUUCAGGUUCAUGUGUGAUGUCAUAAAGAUGGGACGCAGUGGAGCGGGAAGCAAAGCUGGUGCCGGCGGCUGACAGGCCCCUCCAGCGGCCAAUCAGGAUGCAUGUCUCCUCGAUGGGUGUCAGCAAGCUAUGCUUCCUGUUCUCCCUGGCCCUCUGUGCCCUCCUCCUGCUCCUCAUCCCCGCCCUCCAGCCCUCACAGCAUCAGGGGGACCUGCCCCAGCCCCGGGCCCACACCAAGCCUGCCCGGGCGGGCACAGGCGCCGGCAAACCCUCCCAGCGCCCUGGAGGUCUGGUGGUCCCUCUCCAGGCAGAUGUGGGGAAAGUGACAGUGACAGUGGGGCGUAAUGCGAUUGAUGGUGGCUCUAUGGGGCAGGGCACAACCAGAGAGACCAAGAGGACUGGGGAUGGGGACUGGGUGUAUACAGCUGGUCGAGGUGACACCCAGGGCACUGGGAAGCAUACAGACUCUCAGACAGGGCCAAAGGAGGACUUCCUCCAUAGAGCUGGGGGUGUGGCGGGGGCUGGAGGGUCUCGGUCCAGGACCCCUCUGGAGCUGAAAGACAUUUUCAUAGCGGUGAAGACCACCAAGAAGUACCACAAGUCCAGACUGGAUCUGCUGUUCCAGACCUGGGUGUCCAAAGCCAAAGAACAGGUAGGGAGGAACACAAACGCAUACACACACACACACACACACACACACACACACACACUGAAGACCGAACUUGGCAGUGGUUAAGAUGCAGCCAAUGGCUCUGGAUGAGGGUAUUUGUUAACCCCCCAAGGUUAUGUUUUGUCUACAGGGUAGAUCAUCUCCUUUGUCUUGUACUGUUACCAAGUCCUCCAGACAGGGCAUGUUUCUAAAGUACACAAGGACAGCUUCCCCUCUCUCUGUUCUCCAAGCAGCUGUAGUAACAGUAAAGAGUGAACAUCAUUUCUAGCACCAUGGGCUGCAUGUCACUGAACUACACUGCAGGUCCAUUUCUCUGAAGACUUUACUGUACUCCUUCAACAAGGUUUUGAUUAUCAUAUAGAACAUGGAUGUGAAGGAAAUGUGCUGCUAUGGCGAAUUAUGGUCUAAGAUUCUAUCCCAGUGAACACACGAUUUUGAAAAUAUGUGUUUUCAACAUCUUUCCAAUGUCUUCAUGUGCUCAUAGGGCUGGUUUUAGCCAUAGGGUGGCAGGUAGCCUAGCGGUUAGAGCGUUGGGCCAGUAACCGACAGGUCGCUGGUUCGAAUACCCCAGCCGACAAGGUGAAAAAUCUGUCGACGUGCCCUUGAGCAAGGCACAGCCUAUCCCUUCAAUCACACAGCCUAUCCCUACUAUGGCUGACCCUUUAAAACAACACAUUUCACUGCACCUAUCUAAUUCAAAAAUAUAUAUUUUUUGCCAACACUGCAGAUUCAUGCCCCCAUGCUGGCCCACAUAUGGGUUUCCUACUGCUAUUACAAAAGUAGGGAUAUCUGGGACAGUGUAGAUACCCAGUCCACUCCCUGUCAGCACAGCGCUCAAGCACUUGGAACUCGUCUCAGAAAAACAUCUCAACCAUUAAAUAAACAACUUCUCCCCCCUUGGCAAGAGUAUCAGCUCCUGUGGUUCAGAAUGACGAGAAGUGCUUCAAGAGCAUAAAGGCCAUUUGGAAUCAAUUGACUCCUUGGAUCGGGUUCUAUAACGAUUUUAACAAACCACAUGCGUAACUCAUCUUGAAUUGACGCCAAGCCAUCUUAUUGGCUCUUACGCCAGUCUCUGUUGGUCUUGUGGUUGUUUGGUGUGUUAUUGUUCCCUUACCUGCAUGGUUAGAAUCCUCCACUAAAGCAAUGGGAGAUUAUAACUGUUGAUGUUCAGUGGAGCCAUAAAGUAAAACUGAAACAGAUUCUCUGAGAAGAGAAGUCCAUGUCUUCUCCACCCCUCAUAACCUCAGCCACUAUGGGCCCAAUCCCCAAUCCUAACAUAUUGUCCCAUCAAUACAUGAUUAAUGCUUAAGUUUGCGUUACCUGUAUCUCAAGUUGGGAUUCAGUGAUCUGUAUAUACAGGACCAUAGUGAGACACAGACGCUGGAGUAGAGAGUAGUAGUGUGCUUAAGGAGAGAACAGAUGUACAGAAGGAGAGAACAGAUGUUCUACACAGUGUCUUGCUGGCCGUAGUGUGUGUGUGUGUGUGUGGACCCAUUGUGGCCAGGGGACAUGAAAAGGUUAAGCACAUGACGGCUUGUGUGUGCAGGAAGGGUGGAAAGGCAUGGCAGCUUCUGGUUGCAUGCCCUGUGUGUACCUCAGUAUGUGCAGCGUGGGGAAGCGUGCGCUCGUGUGUGUGGUGGUAGAUCCUGGGCCCCCAGAGGGAAGAAGUUCCUGAGCAACCAGAGACUAGAGGAGAGCAGGAGACGUGUGCAGGAGGAACACACUGCUGUGCUUGCUCUCUCUCUCUGUGCAGGAAUUUCUGCCCACUACCCCCCCCCCCCCCUUUAGAAGGCUGGAGGGCAGGGGGAAUCUGUGGGAGCAAGGUUGGGUGAACUGGGAAGAAAGGGGGUGGGUGGGGGGGCAGAGAUUCCAGAGAGAGAGCAAACACAGCAGUGUGUUCCUCCUGCACACGUCUCCUGCUCUCCUGUAGUCUCUGGUUGCUCAGGAACUUCCUCCUUCUGGGGGCCCAGGGUCUACCACUACAGGAGGAAUGAGAAAGUGUUUAGGGGAUAAGUCAGAGGGAGGGAGGGGAAAGGGGGGAGAAUCCUCUGGUGUAAUCCCUCUCCAAACACAGGGGCCUCUAUGGAAGGCUGUAGAAUAUAGAUCAACAGUCCCCACCCAGGGAUCUAUGGGAGGCUGUAGAAUAUAGAUCAACAGUUCCCACCCAGGGAUCUAUGGGAGGCUGUAGAAUAUAGAUCAACAGUCCCCACCCAGGGAUCUAUGGGAGGCUGUAGAAUAUAGAUCAACAGUCCCCACCCAGGGAUCUAUGGGAGGCUGUAGAAUAUAGAUCAACAGUCCCCACCCAGGGAUCUAUGGGAGGCUGUAGAAUAUAGAUCAACAGUCCCCACCCAGGGAUCUAUGGGAGGCUGUAGAAUAUAGAUCAACAGUCCCCACCCAGGGAUCUAUGGGAGGCUGUAGAAUAUAGAUCAACAGUCCCCACCCAGGGAUCUAUGGGAGGCUGUAGAAUAUAGAUCAACAGUCCCCACCCAGGGAUCUAUGGGAGGCUGUAGAAUAUAGAUCAACAGUUCCCACCCAGGGAUCUAUGGAAGACUGUAGAAUAUAGAUCAACAGUCCCACCCAGGGAUCUAUGGAGCUGUAGAAAUAAUCACAGUCCCCCCCAGAUUAUGGAGCUGUAGAUAAGAUCAACAGUCCCCACCCAGGGAUCUAUGGGAGGCUGUAGAAUAUAGAUCAACAGUUCCCACCCAGGGAUCUAUGGAAGACUGUAGAAUAUAGAUCAACAGUCCCCACCCAGGGAUCUAUGGGAGGCUGUAGAAUAUAGAUCAACAGUCCCCACCCAGGGAUCUAUGGGAGGCUGUAGAAUAUAGAUCAACAGUCCCACCCAGGGCAUCUAUGGAAGCUGUAGAAUAUAGAUCAACAGUUCCCACCCAGGGAUCUAUGGAAGGCUGUAGAAUAUAGAUCAACAGUCCCCACCCAGGGAUCUAUGGGAGGCUGUAGAACAGGGCUGGGCAACUCCAGUCCUUGGGGUCCUGAUUAGUGUCGCACUUUUGCCCCAGCCCCAGCUAACACACCUGACUCCAAUAAUCAACGGGAGGCUGUAGAAUAUAUUCUAGAUCAACAGGCUAAAGAGCACAGCUGGGGAGAACUGUGUCAUAGGGUAGAACCAUAACCUAGUCUAUUAUAGAAAGAUCCCCAUGUGUUAAAUAGUGUGUAGCGUAUAAUUUAAGGGAUAGGCUCUGUGAGUGAAGGGAUAGGCUCUGUGAGUGAAGGGAUAGGUUGUGUGAGUGAAGGGAUAGGUUGUGUGAGUGAAGGGAUAGGUUGUGUGAGUGAAGGGAUAGGUUGUGUGAGUGAAGGGAUAGGUUGUGUGAGUGAAGGGAUAGGUUGUGUGAGUGAAGUGAUAGGUUGUGUGAGUGAAGGGAUAGGUUGUGUGAGUGAAGUGAUAGGUUGUGUGAGUGAAGGGAUAGGCUACUUCAUACUCUUUUUCAAUAGCCAACGUACGUCACAUAUUAACAUACUUUCACACUUAUGCUUAUUUCACAUGGCCGAACACUUUUUAAACGCACUGCAUCUUGAAACGCACAUAAAAUACACUUCACAACUAUUCUAAUGUUUUAUGCCAGCACACCUUUGCACUGCUUGAGUAAACAGGGAUGUUAGCACAGCCACUGAAGUUUAAGGACCAAUCAGAGACAGAUGUGCGUCACAAAUAGCAUUCUUAUGGACCCUAGGGGCCCUGGUGUACUAUACUGUAUGUGUAGUAUAUAGGGCAAGGGUACUCAAGUACUAUUUGAGAAGGUCUGGUCACACAGAUUUCCUAGGUGGUAAAGGUCCGGAUGGACAAUGUCAUUUAUCGGUGUAGUAACAAACCCCCACCUCGCAACCCAUGUGACCCCAAACUGUUCACACAACUCUUGUUGGCGGAGAGAACAUGUUGCCGUUUUUAAAGCUAAUUUCCUGCAAUUCUACACAUUUUCCCAUGUCUUAUGUGUGUUUAAAUGAUACCAGGGGUCGAAGCCCGACUGGGUCCGGAACGCUGUCCGCCAGUUGAGUAUGGGGGAUAUAGGGAAUAGGGUGCCAUUUUGAAUCGGAGAUAAAUGUGACUGUGGUUAAUAUCCUUGGUCUGUUCUAGGCCUAUAAAACAGAUUAGCAGUGAGGCCCUUCAACACAAAGAGUUCCAGUGUUCAGCUGCACGUUAACAGGACCAAACACACUGGCCCAAUUUGCUCAGGAACUAACGUCACAGCUCAAUUUGUGUUGACAUAAAAAUACCCCAUCUCCCAGGCAGCUCCAGGGGUGUCCCACUCUAUUCCCUGUAUAAUGCACUACAGGCCCAGGUCAAAAGUAAUGCACUAUAUAGGAAAUGUGGUGCAAUUUGGGAUACAGACCUGGAGCUGCCUGGGAGAUAGGGUAUUUUUAUGUCAACACAAAUUGAGCUGUGUUCAAAGACCGCAUUGUGCCACAGUCCCAUUGUGUGUGUACUUUCUAAUGGCCACCUGCACAACUAUUUACUGAAAGGCUAGUGCUGUUCUCCAAGUGUGACCACCGCUACUGUCCUGACCAUUGGCUCAGAUGGGUAUAGGGCCUAGUUCUCACAGUCUGUAGGUCAACAAGGUUGAGCCACUCUAAGGAACAUUUAAUGAGCAUCAGUUAAGAGCAGCAGCUGGGUAGUUCCACUCAUUUAUAAAUCAUAUGGAUGUGUCAGGCUCAUCAGUUGUUUUACUGUUUGGAAAUCAAGAGUGUUUAAAGAGUAGUGGGAUCUACAGACAGACAGGCCUCUGAUUGGUGUCUGGGGUCAAAUAGAAUGGGGCUUUCAACAGUCAGUCUGGCUCAUGUGGGGUUUAUAGAGUAGUAUGAAGUUGCUCCGACUUCCAAGACACUGAUCUAAGGUCAGUUUAGUGUUUUCCUCACUAAUGGUUAAGGUUAGGAAUAAUGGUGGGCUGAUCCUAGAUCUGUGACCACGGGCAACAUCUACCUGGAGCAGAGUUUAAAGGAUGCCUGCUGGGUUUAUUUGGGCCUGUUAAAACCCUAUGAGAGGGGAGUCAGUGAGAGCACAGAGCAGCCAUUUCUCUUUAGCUCCCGUCUUGCUCAGUGAACACGAGGCUAACCUUCUCUCCGUAUAUGUGGGGGGAUUUCUCUGGAAAAAAAUAAGAAGAAAUGGAACCACACUGAGUCACAGCUUUAGUCUCUGAGUCUUUCAAAUGUGGAAACUAUUCUAGGAAUCCUUCUACAGUGUUCAUAAUAGAGCUGUUGGAAAAUGACUUGAGGGAGGGAGGGAAGAUGCUGUAGAUUGAAGGGAUUGGAGGCUUUCUACUGCACGGUGUAGCAACUUUGAAUGAACUAGAGUAGAACCAGGGUAUCAUGAAAUGUUUAAACAAGAUGUUAUCACGUUUGUCGUGCGUGCCUGUUGGUGCAUUUGUUUGUUUCAAUAGCCUGUCAGAGAAUUUACACCAUCUACAGUACCAGUCAAAAGUUUGGACACACCUACUCAUUCCAGGGUUCGUAGAAUAAUAGUGAAGACAUCAAAACUAUGAAAUAACACAUUUGGAAUCAUGUAGUAACCAAAAAAGUGUUAAACAAAUCAAAAUAUAUUUUAUAUUUGAGAUUCUUUAAAGUAGCCACCCUUUGCCUUGAUGACAGCUUUGCACACUCUUGGCAUUCUCUCAUACAGCUUCAUGAGGUAGUCACCUUGAAUGCAUUUCAAUUAACAGGUGUGCCUUGUUAAAAGUGAAUUUGUGGAAUUUAUUUCCUUCUUAAUGCAUUUGAGCCAAUCAGUUGUGUUGUGACAAGGUUGGGGUGAUAUACAGAAAAUAGCCCUAUUUGGUAAAAGACCAAGUCCAUAUUAUGUCAAGAACAGCUCAAAUAAGCAAAGAGAAAUGACAGUCCAUCAUUACUUUAAGACAUGAAGGUCAGUCAAUCUGGAACAUUUCAAGAACUUUGAAAGUUUCUUCAAGUGUAGUCGCAAAAACCAUCAAGCGCUAUGAUGAAACUGGCUCUCAUGAGGACCGCCACAGGAAAGGAAGACCCAGAGUUACCUCUGCUGCAGAGGAUAAGUUAAUUAGUUACCAGCCUCAGAAAUUGCAGCCCAAAUAAAUGCUUCACAGAGUUCAAGUAACAGACACUAUGUCACAUACACGUGUUUAGCAGAUGUUAUAGAGGGUGUAGCGAAAUGCUUGUGCUUCUAGCGCCGACAGUGCAGUAAUAUCUAACAAUUUCACAACAUAUACCCAAUACACACAAAAAAGUAAGGAAUGGGAUUUAAGAAUAUAUACAUAUAUGGACAAGCAAUGACAGAGCGGCAUGGACUAAGAUACAGAAGAACAUUAUAGAAUAGAAUGCAGUAUAUACAUAUGAGAUGAGUAGUGCAAGAUAUGUAAACAUUAUUAAAGUGAAUAGUGUUCCAUUUCUUAAAGUGGCCAGUGAUUUCAAUAGGCAGCAGCAGCCUCUAAUGUGCUAGUGAUGGCUAUUUAACAGUCUAAUGGUCUUGAGAUAGAAGCUGUUUUUCAUUCUCUCGGUCCCAGCUUUGAUGCACCUGUACUGACCUCACCUUCUGGAGGAUAGCGGGGUGAACAGGCAGUGGCUCAGGUGGUUGAUGUCCUUGAUGAUCUUUUUGGCCUUCCUGUGACAUCGGGUGCUGUAUGUGUCUUGGAGGGCGGGUAGUUUGCCCCCGGAAAUGCGUUCGACAGACCGCACCACCCUCUGGAGAGCCCUGCGGUUGUGGGCGGUGCAGUUGCCGUACCGGCGGUGAUACAGCCCGACAGGAUGCUCUCAAUUGUGCAUCUGUAAAAGUUUGUUCAGAGGAGACUGCGUGAAUCAGGCCUUCAUGGUCGAAUUGCUGCAAAGUAACCACUAAUAAAAAGAAGGACACCAAUAAGAAGAAGAGACUUGCUUGGGCCAAGAGCAAUGGACGAGCAAUGGACAUUAGACUGGUGGAAAUCUGUCCUUUGGUCUGAUGAGUCCAAAUUUGAGAUUUUUGGUUCCAACCGUCAUGUCUUUGUGAGACACAGAGUAGGUGAACAGAUGAUCUCCGCAUGUGUGGUUCCCACGAUGAAGCAUGGAGGAGGAGGUGUGAUGGUGUGGGGGGGCUUUGCUGGUGACACUGUCGUUGAUUUAUUUAGAAUUCAAGGCACACUUAACCAGCAUGGCUACCACAGCAUUCUGCAGCGAUACGCCAUCCCAUCUGGUUUACGCUUAGUGGGACUAUCAUUUGUUUUUCAACAGGACAAUGACCCAAAACACACCUCCAGGCUGUGUAAGGGCUAUUUGACCAAGAAGGAGAGUGAUGGAGUGCUGCAUCAGAUGACCUGGCCUCAACAAUCACCCGACCUCAACCCAAUUAAGAUGGUUUGGGAUUAAUUGGGCCGCAGAGUGAAGGAAAAGCAGCCAACAAGUGCUCAGCAUAUGUGGGAACUCCUUCAAGACUGUUGGAAAAGCAUUCCUCAUGAAGCUGGUUGAGAGAAUGCCAAGAGUGUGCAAAGCUGUCAAGGCAAAGGGUGGCUACUUUGAAAAAUUUAAAAUAUAUUUUGAUUUGUUUAACACUUCUUUGGUUACUACAUGAUUCCAUAUGUGUUAUUUCAUAGUUUUGAUGUCUUCACUAUUAUUCUACAAUGUAGAAAAUAGUACAAAUAAAGAAAAACCCUUGAAUGAGUAGGUGUGUCCAAACUUUUGACUGGUACUGUACAUUAAUAUACAGUGAGCCAGAAUAGCCCCAGGCUGGUAGGUUGUUGUAACAUGGUAGCAAUCUGUUUAAAACUUUGAAAAACACAAAAAGAAAGAAACCACACUGCCUCCGGGCCCUGGCAACCACACUGCUGUCCAGGCCAUUUAUGCCCCGCUGGCUGGCCAGGGAUCUGCUGGGUUGCCAGGGUGACUGGGUCCUCCCCUCUUUGAUCAGGGAAGGUCUUUGUUUGCCUGGCAUGGUCUGGCUCGUCCUGCAGGGGUAUUAUGUGUGUGUGUGUGUCACAUGCCUGUGGUGACCUGUGUAAUUUUCCACCAGUCCUGGCACGGAUGCCCAGCAUCUCCCAGGGCACACAGGAAAGAGAGGGCAUGCCACCGGGCACGAGGCAGGGAGGAGACGACUUGAGGAUAAAAGAAGGGGGGAUGAAGGACAGGAGGGAGGAGGACCGAGGGAAGGGAGAAAGAUGAAAAGGGGACAGAGGGAUAGAAAGAGAGGGCAUGCAACUGGGCACGAGGCAGGCAGGCAGCAGGGAGGGAGAAAUUAAAUGACAGGAGGAAGGGAGGGGUAAUGGACAAUAGAGAGAGAGAGAGAGAGAGAGCAGACCUGGCUCUCAAGAGAAGAUAGGCUAUGUGCACACUGCCCACAAAAUGAGGUGGAAACUGAGCUGCACUUAACCUCCUGCCAAAUGUAUGACCAUAUUAGAGACACAUAUUUCCCUCAGAUUACAGAGAUCCACAAAGAAUUCGAAAACAAACCCAAUUUUGAUAAACUCCCUUAUCUACUGGAUGAAAAACCAGUGUGCCAUCACAGCAGCAAGAUUUGUGACCUGUUGCCUCAAGAAAAGGGCAACCAGUGAAGAACAAACACCAUUAUAAAUACAACCCAUAUUUAUGUUUAUUUAUUUUCCCUUUUGUACUUUAACUAUUUGCACAUUGUUACAACACUGUAUAUAUACAUAAUAUGACAUGAAAUGUCUUUAUUCUUUUGGAAGUUCUGAGUGUAAUGUGUACUGUUAAUAUUUAUUGUUUAUUUCACUUUUGUUUACUAUCUACUUCACUUGCUUUGGCAAUGUUAACAUACCGUUUCGAGGAGAGAGAGAGAGAGAGAGAGAGAGGAGAUAGAGAGAGAGAUAGAGAGAGAUAAGAGAGAGAGAGAGAGAGACGAGGAUGAUAGUGAGAGUAGAGAGAGAGCUCGAUCUAUCUUAUAGAGGAGAGAGAUAGAGAGAGAUAUCUUAUCUCUGCUCGCUACUCCUCUCUCUCCCUCCGUCUAUCUCGCUCUCUAUCUCCUCUCCUAUCUCUCUCUCUCGCUCUCUAGUCUAGCUAUCGCUCUAUCUAUUCCGCCCCCUCUGUCUGAGAUCUAGCCAGGUCCUAGCAUUUGUAACGGUCAGGAGUAGGCUUGAGUUGGUCCAGGGAGAAUCCUGGCCCAGUAUUGUUUGAGUUAGCAUAGUCUGGUUAUUGUUUUACCCAACUACUUCACUCCAUGAAUCAGCAGUAUAGGUCUAGGACAUGGAGGCCUGCUUGUGCAAGCCACAUUUUUAAUCUCUCUUCCCUCUCCUCUCUCUUUUGCUCUCUGCCUGGUUGUGCAAGCCACAUUUUUAAUCUCUCUUCCCUCUCCCCCUCUCCUCUCUCUUUUGCUCUCUCUUUUGUUCUCUCGUUCUCUCUCUUUUGCUCUCUCUUUCGUGUGUGUUUGGGGGGGGUAUAUGCGUGGAAACAAACUUAGUGUUAACAACAUCUCUCUCUGUGUUUGUCUCCUCAAGACCUUUAUAUUCACUGAUGGGGAGGAUAAGGAGCUGAGGAGGAGAGCAGGUAAGACAAUACUCUUCCAGAGGUGGAUAAUGGGAGUACAAAUAGGAGGGCAAUUAUUGCGUCACUGUACCUUUUUUAAAUGUAACGAUUUUGUCAAAUGUGAAUGGAGUUCUUAGAAAGACUUAUAUGUUAUCAGGCAUAUGCGUAUUUGAUACUGUCAUAACUGUCUCAGUAGUAAGAUAAGUAGACUCAACAUCCCUUCUCCUUUCUCUCAGGGGCUAACGUCGUCAACACCAACUGUUCAGCAGCACACACACGGCAGGCCCUGUGCUGUAAAAUGUCUGUGGAAUACGACAAGUUCAUCGAGUCGCAGAGGAAGUGAGUCUUCAGUCACACCUUACUUCCUGCUAUUCACCAUCACAAUUGCAUGCUAAGAACAUAACUAUAGAUUAAGUUCUUUAUUAUUUGGCCAAUAAGAAGCCAAUUCAGAAUAAGUUAGUUUGUUCUCCUGCCCUGAUCAGAGAGACCUGAAGUAGUCCCUCUUGCUUGGUGGUUAAGAUGCUGCCUUUGUCAAGACUACUGAGCCUCUCAGUUUCAGGAGACUGCCUGUUUUGUUUAAAGAAAUAUUGCUCUUUCUUUACUGCUGAGAAGAGGAAAGGCCUAUUUUGAGAAUACAUCUCACACAUAAACUCAGCAAAAAAAGAAACGUCCUCUCACUGUCAACUGCGUUUAUUUUCAGCAAACUUAACAUGUGUAAAUAUUUGUAUGAACAUAACAAGAUUCAACAACUGAGACAUAAACUGAACAAGUUCCACAGACAUGUGACUAACAUAAAUUGAAUAAUGUGUCCCUGAACAAAGGGGGGGUCAAAAUCAAAAGUAACAGUCAGUAUCUGGUGUGGCCACCAGCUGCAUUAAGUACUGCAGUGCAUCUCCUCCUCAUGGACUGCACCAGAUUUGCCAGUUCUUGCUGUGAGAUGUUACCCCACUCUUCCACCAAGGCACCUGCAGGUUCCCUGACAUUUCUGGGGGGAAUGGCCCUAGCCCUCACCCUCCAAUCCAACAGGCUCCAGACGUGCUCAAUGGGAUUGAGAUCGGGGCUCUUCCCUGGCCAUGGCAGAACACUGACAUUCCUGUCUUGCAGGAAAUCACGCACAGAACGAGCAAUAUGGCUGGUGGCAUUGUCAUGCUGGAGGGUCAUGUCAGGAUGAGCCUGCAGGAAGGGUACCACAUGAGGGAGGAGGAUGUCUUCCCUGUAACGCACAGCGUUGAGAUUGCCUGCAAUGACAACAAGCUCAGUCCGAUGAUGCUGUGACACACCGCCCCAGACCAUGACGGACCCUCCACCUCCAAAUCGAUCCCGCUCCAGAGUACAGGCCUCGGUGUAACGCUUAUUCCUUUGACGAUAAACGCGAAUCCGACCAUCACCCCUGGUGAGACAAAACCGUGACUCGUCAGUGAAGAGCACUUUUUUCCAGUCCUGUCUGGUCCAGCGACGGUGGGUUUGUGCCCAUAGGCGACGUUGUUGCCGGUGAUGUCUGGUGAGGACCUGCCUUACAACAGGCCUACAAGCCCUCAGUCCAGCCUCUCUCAGCCUAUUGCGUACAGUCUGAGCACUGAUGGAGGGAUUGUGCGUUCCUGGUGUAACUCGGGCAGUUGUUGUUGCCACCCUGUACCUGUCCUGCAGGCAGGUAGCUUAGUGGGUAAGAGCGUUGUGCCAGUAACCGAAAGGUCGCUGGUUCUAAUCCCCGAGCCGACUAGGUGAAAAAUCUGUCGAUGUGCCCUUGAGCAAGGCACUUAACCCUAAUUGCUCCUGUAAGUCGCUCUGGAUAAGAGCGUCUGCUAAAUGACUUAAAUGUUAAUGUUAAAUGUAUUAUGUUCGGAUGUACCGAUCCUGUGCAGGUGUUGUUACACGUGGUCUACCACUGCGAGGACGAUCAGCUGUCUGUCCUGUCUCCCUGUAGCGCCGUCUUAGGCGUCUCACAGUACAGACGUUGCAAUUUAUUGCCCUGGCCACAUAUGCAGUCCCCAUGCCUCCUUGCAGCAUGCCUAAGGCACGUUCACGCAGAUGAGCAGGGACCCUGGGUAUCUUUCUUUUGGUGUUUUUCAAAGUCAGUAGAAAGGCCUCUUUAGUGUCCUACGUUUUCAUAACUGUGACCUUAAUUGCCUACCAUCUGUAAGCUGUUAGUUUCUUAAUGACCGUUCCACAGGUGCAUGUUCAUUAAUUGUUUAUGGUUCAUUGAACAAGCAUGGGAAACAGUGUUUAAACCCUUUACAAUGAAGAUCUGUGAAGUUGUUUGGAUUUUUACUAAUUAUCUUUGAAAUACUUUUUUUGCUGAGUUUGUCUUAGAUUCUCUGUGUGUUUAGUUAAGGAGGUCAACAGAUGGAUAGGACUGUAUGUCUUCACUUACAGUAGCUCUGGCAAGCACAGAUUGUAGGAACACACUGGCCUAUUUGAAAACAUUCCAAAGAACGCCAUCAUUGGCUUGAUAAUGUGAUGAUAACAACACCUUAACAUGUCAGUAACGCUUAAUAAAAUGUAUUUACAAUAACUGUUUUUCUGUAAUAACUUGCAUCUCUCUCUCUCCCCCCUCCCUCCCUUUCUAUUCUCUCUCCUCCUCCUCCCAGGUGGUUCUGCCAUAUGGAUGAUGAUAACUAUGUGAUUGUACCCAGUCUGCUGAAGCUGCUGUCCUCCUACCACCACACCCAGGAUGUUUACCUGGGCCGGCCCAGCCUCGACCACCCCAUAGAGGCUGCAGAGAGGGUCAAGAGUGACGGAUCUGUGAGUAUUCCCUGUCAGUUUGUCUGUCUCUUUCUCCAUGCCAUCCUUCCCUCUCGCUCCAUCCCUUCCAUCUCGGGCGUUGUGUCUAUGCCUCCCUUCCUGUCUCUCUCUUUAUCUCUCUCCCUUUCUGUCUCUUACUCCUUACCUCUGACCCUUGUUUUCUUCUCCCAGGUGUCAGUGAAGUUCUGGUUUGCUACAGGAGGAGCAGGGUUCUGUAUCAGUCGUGGUCUGGCCCUCAAGAUGAGUCCAUGGGCUAGGUGAGUUUGAACAGUUCAACACUCUCAAUGUUCUUCAGAUGCACAUAUUAUUGUAGCUAUUAAGCAAAACUGUUUUGAGUCUCUCUCUCUCUCUCGCUCUCUCUCGCUCUCUCUCCUCUCUCUCUCUCUCUCUCCUCUCUCUCUCUCUCUCUCUCUCUCUCCUCUCUCUCUCUCUAGUCUGGGGAACUUCAUCAGCACAGCGGAGAAGAUCCGUCUCCCUGACGACUGCACCAUCGGUUACAUAAUUGAGGCGCUGCUGGAGGUGAUGCUGACCCACACACACCUCUUCCACUCCCACCUGGAGAACCUGCAGAGGCUGCCCACAGACACCGUGCUGGAGCAGGUAAGGGUGGGGGGCUGUAUCUGUCUUUGUGAGAGAGAGAUUGUCUACACACAAGUGUGUGGGUGAAAGAGAGGGAGAUGGAAAGAAAGAGACAAACCCUACUUUGUUUUUUGUCUGUGAUGUAUACAACAGCUACCAAUUGUUUUGCGUGUGUGUGUCUAGGUCACUCUGAGCUACGGUGGUUUUGAGAACAGGAGGAAUGUGGUCAGCAUUGGAGGAGCCUUUUCUCUGGUGGAGGACCCCUCACGGUAAGCAGACAUUAACCCAACAUCCAUCCAACAUCCACCCAACAUUGUCAUGUACAAGACAAUUACAUGACACUGGUUUACUAAACCUCUGCCUCAGUGUAAAGUUUGCUCUAGCUGAAUUGUGAAUUACAUGUAAAUGGUUAUCACCUCUCUCUCCACCAACUAUUUCCUCUGUCUUGCCAUCGCUCAUCUCGCCCUCUCUCUUCAUCCAUCUGCCCCCUCUCUCUUCCUCCCCUCUCUUUCUGUCUCUCUCUCCAGGUUUAAGACUGUCCACUGCCUCCUCUACCCAGAGACCGACUGGUGUCCUAGUAAGGGUCACCAU
Messenger RNA from Coregonus sp. 'balchen', 15594 nucleotides. The record is from the annotation of a GenBank genome assembly. NCBI's taxonomy places the organism in Eukaryota, Metazoa, Chordata, Actinopteri, Salmoniformes, Salmonidae.